CCCUACUACUUGCCGGCGGUAGAACAGCUCAUUCUAGAUUUGGACUCCCAAUAAUUGUGCAUGAGGGUUCCACUUGCAGCAUCAGUCAACAAAGUCCACAGGCAGAGUUAUUGAUGAAAGCAAAUCUUAUUAUAUGAGAUGAAGCGCCAAUGAUGCAUAGAUAUUGAUUCGAAGCACUAGAUAGCACCAUGAGAUCUAUCUUACAGUCGGACGAACCUUUUGGUGGUAAGGUGGUCGUUCUUGGAGGGGAUUUUAGGCAAGUUUUGCCGGUUAUUUUAAAAGCAUCCAUACAAGAUAUUGUUCAUGCCACGAUCAAUUCAUCACCUUUGUGGAAAAAUUGUAAAGUCCUAACGUUACACAAGAAUAUGAGACUUCAAUCUUCUACUUCUUCCUCUACUGUAGAAGAAAUAAAGGAAUUUGCAGAUCGGAUACUAAAAAUUGGUAAUGGUGAGGUUGGAGAGGAAAACGAUGGUGAAGUUUCUAUUGAAAUUCCACAUGAUAUGUUAAUUCAUGAUUCGGACGACCCCUUUUCAGAGUUGUUGCCGUUUGUUUAUCCAGAUUUCUUAAGUAAUAUUUUUACUCCAAAUUACUUUCAAUGUAGGGCAAUUCUUGGACCGACUAAUGAAAGUGUGGAUUUUAUUAAUGAUUAUUUGUCGUCACUCAUCCCUGGAGAAGAGAAGGAAUAUUUAAGCUCAGAUAGUAUUUGCAAAGAUGAGGCAACUUCUGAAGUUAACGCGGAAAUUUAUUCAGCAGAAUUCCUCAAUACCAUAAAAUGCUCCGGACUUCCUUCACAUAAGUUGAGAUUAAAAAUUGGGGUUCCGGUUAUGCUCAUAAGAAAUAUUGAUCAAGCUAGAGGAUUGUGCAAUGGAACUAGGCUUCAAGUUACUCAAAUGGGAACCCACGUUAUUAACUGUAAGAUUCUUUCUGGUAAACAUGUUGGUGAUAUGGUAUUUAUUCAUUCCUCGAAUGACUUUGAUACCUUCAAAUUGCACAUUGCCAAUCAAAUUUCAACGGCGACAAUUUCCGGUGAUUGUUUCAUUUGGCAUGACGAUUAACAAAAGUCAAGGACAAACACUUUCACAUGUCGGACUAUACCUUCCACGCCCUGUUUUCAGCCACGGACAAUUAUAUGUGGCAUUGUCUAGAGUAAAAAGUAGGUCUGGCAUAAAAAUACUCAUCUCCUCUGAAUCGGGAGAACUGUGCAAUUUCACUAAUAAUGUUGUGUACAAAGAAGUGUUUCAACGAAUUUGAGGUACAUAUUUAUUAACAUCACAUUUUCAAACAAUAUGGUAUCUUUUUUAUUAUUUUUAUUAAUACAUUUCAUGCACGUACAGGUCUAUUGGCAAUAAGUACUCUCCAACAUACUUUCUCCCAAGGUAAUUUAAUAAAAAUAUUUUUUGGUGGAUGUUACUUUAAUAGUAAUGGUUGAUUUGAACCCAAAAUUUAUUAUCAUUGUGAUGUUAUUUUUAUUGAUGAUGUAGGUGCAUUGAAGAAGUGUUGUAUCAUU
This is a messenger RNA of Erythranthe guttata (spotted monkey flower), 1507 nucleotides long. The record is from RefSeq and is a predicted model, not a curated record. Lineage: Eukaryota; Viridiplantae; Streptophyta; Magnoliopsida; Lamiales; Phrymaceae.